This is a messenger RNA of Scatophagus argus, 2418 nucleotides long. RefSeq names its product zinc finger protein 708-like. Gene Ontology annotation, biological process: regulation of DNA-templated transcription. Gene Ontology annotation, molecular function: DNA-binding transcription factor activity, RNA polymerase II-specific; RNA polymerase II cis-regulatory region sequence-specific DNA binding. NCBI's taxonomy places the organism in Eukaryota, Metazoa, Chordata, Actinopteri, Scatophagidae. The transcript has 4 exons. The record is from RefSeq and is a predicted model, not a curated record. Bases 193 to 2214 code for a protein of 673 amino acids.
AUCUCAAUGUACUUUCUGUCGGAAAUUAACUAGCAAAAGAAGAAGUAUUUCCGGUGCGGCCUGUUGUAUCAGCGGUGUUUUGGUGUUUUCUGUCGAAAGGUAAUUUUGUUGGUUGUGUUAAAUCUUUUCUGAACGGUAAAGGCAGUUCGCACACCCCCGGAGCCUCUCAGUUCGGUAGGUCCUAUCUGAAAGAUGUCUUCUGGACUCCUGGAGCCUCCUGAAGGAGGAGAACAACUCUGUGUCUUCCUGCUGAGACACGAAGGAGAGGAGGAGAGCAGGAGGGAGGUGGGCUGCCAGUGGGAGUGUCCAGAGGAGGAGAGGAGGGAAGUGGGCUGUCAGAGCGACACAGCAGAAAGGAGAGACGCUGCUGUCCAGGUGGACCUGCUGACUCAGCAUCUCAGCUGGAGACACUGUAAAGCCUCGUCUGCGAUGCUGCUGCAGUGUUUUGCAGUCAGACCCGAUGGACCAGAUGGUGGCGCGCUGCUGCAGCACUGCGCCACCAGUCGGACCAGAACCAGAACCAUCCAGCCCGCCAUCAAGCUCUCCCCUGAACUUGCACAGUCCAGGUCCCAAAGGAGGCCGCCUCCUCAGAGCUCCAACGUGACCAAGAGUAAUCGAAGUCAACGUCGCGACCGCCGCCGCCGCCGCCGUGUGUCUCCUGCCACUGACCUACAGGAGGAUGAAGAAGAUGAGGAAGAGGAGGAAGAGGUGGAGGAGGUGGUAGCAGAGGACACAGGUGAUCCCACCUGGACUCCACCAGAGGGAGGUGUCAACUCUCACGAGUCUCACUCGGCUCUCCAGGACGUCCAGCUGGACUCAGAGUCCCAGCAUGCACCUCUUCGUGCAGUGAAGAUGGAGCCCGACAGCACCGUGUGCGACAUCUGUGGCAAAGUGAUGAAGAACAAGUCGAGUCUAGCCCGGCACUCCUUCAUUCACACGGGGAAGAAGCCGUUCGCCUGCCACCUGUGCGACCUGCGCUUCAACCGCCGCGACAACCUGCAGCACCACCUGAACCGCCUGCACCCCAACGGUGUGGCGAAGCUGGAGAAGCAGCGUGAGGUGCAGACGUGGCUUUGUGCCGUCUGCGGUAAAACCUUCAGCUGCAGGUCCCGGCUGAAGACACAUGAGGUCAUCCACUCAGGGGUGAAACCUCACCGCUGUGACCUCUGCCCCAAAGCCUACAUGAGGACCAAUGACCUCGAGCACCAUAAGAAGAUCGUUCAUAUCAACGGCGCCGCCGAGCCCCAGCGGUCGAGCUCGUUGCUCUGCGACCUCUGCGGCAAAGAGUUUAAAUGCAAGUCGCAGCUGGCCGUCCACUUCCAGACUCACACCGGAGAGCGACCGCACCUCUGCGACAUCUGUGGGCGCAAAUUCGGCCGCCAGUACCAGCUUAAACGCCACAAAAUCCUGGUUCACGCCAACCGAGCGAAUGGCGAGGAGAACCUGCCACCUGAUGCGCCAUUUGCCUGUGACGUCUGUGGGAAGCGGCUGAAAUCUGAAGCGCAGCUCGCCGCUCACUCCCGCAUCCACUCAGGUGACAAACCUCACCGCUGCAGCAUCUGUCUGCGCAGCUUCCAGAGCGCCACCUGCCUGAAGCAGCACCACCUACGCGUUCACCUCAGGGUCAGAGUCAAUGAGGCGCCGCACCCCAUCGGGCGUAGGAAGAGCUCAGCGGUGGCGAAGGCCUUUCCGUGUCCUGUCUGUGGCAAAGUUUUCAAGUUCAAGUCUUUGCUGGCGAGUCACUCGCUGAUUCACAGCGAGAUCCGACCAUACGGCUGCGACUUCUGCAGCCGCAGCUUCAGACGCCUCAGCCACUUGAAGAGACACCGUGAGGUCGUCCACGCCAACGGAGAGCGGCUGCCGCAGAGCUUCAUCUGCAACAUCUGUGGCAAAGACAAGAAGUGCCGCUCGCAGCUCGCCAGACACGUCAUCAUCCACACCGGCGAGCGGCCGUUUGCCUGCGACCUCUGCACCGCCCGCUUCAACCGCAGCGGGAACCUGAAGCAGCACAGGAAGCGCAUGCAUGGUGUGGGAACGGCGGCCACGGAGGAAACCACGCCCAUCCUGUUCGAUGACAACGACACGGUUCCGGUUCUGGCUUACAAACAGGAAGAGACGGUGGUGGCUGUGGACGUCACAGCCGAGGACGGCGAGGCUGCGGUGGUGGCGAGCAACCAGACAGACGCUUUGCAGCACCUUGUCCCAACUACCUGAACUGAGCAUGCUCAGAACGUCCUGCCUUCCUGCUUCGCUUCUUUGAACCUUUGAGUUUGUGAUGUGGAACCCGUCUGAUGUUCUGAGGGGUGAAGAUCAAACGGAGAUGUUUCCUGAAGAAGAAGGUUCUGCAAAGAACAAUGCUGAGUUCCUCCUAAAGAACCGUUCUGCUCUGAUACUUUGAAUUAAACAUCAGCUUUCACA